AAACCCUAAUCUGAAAGCAAACAAGGACAGCAGAGGCACAAACAAAAACAGCAUCAUCAUCAUCAAGAACAAAGCUGCGGGAAUGGGAAAAUUCCCACCUUCAUUCCGCUCUGCAAUCUCAUCGACAUCACUCAUCAAGAACACACCCUCUCAGCAGCAACAACAACCCCAUUACUUUCCCAAGAAACUCACCAAGAAAAAUUCCCCCAAACCCCAUGAAACUCAAACCCCACCACCUCAAAAAUCACUCUUUAAAACCUCAUCUCUAAAUGAAGCUAAAAGUCUCUUCAAUUCCUUCAUUUCAACUACAAAAGCCCCGCUACUAGACAACCUUCGUUUGCACAACUCUUUCCUUCAAUCCUACACUUCAAUCUCCACCCUUGAUGAUUCCAUUUCUCUUCUUGAUCACAUGGUCAAGACCCUCCCUUCUUUAUCCCCUGACCGAUCCACUUACCAUGUUUUGCUUUCACAGUCUUGCAGAGAACCUGAUAGUCCUCUAUCUUCUGCUCAGAAAGUUUUGAACUUGAUGGUUAAUAAGGGGUUUAAGCCUAAUCAAUUUACUGUUGAUGUCGCAAUUAGGUCUCUGUGCUCUGUUGGGAGAGUAGAUGAUGCUAUUUUAUUGGUAAAGGAAUUUUCUUCGAAGCAUUCAAAGCCUGAUACUUUUACUUAUAAUUUUCUUGUUAAGUGUUUAUGUAAGAGUAGGAUUUUCAACAGUGUUUAUAGUUUCAUUGAUGAAAUGAAGAGUAGUUUUGAUAUAAAGCCUGAUCUUGUCACUUAUACCAUAUUGAUUGAUAAUGUUUGUAAUGCAAAAAAUAUUCGUGAGGCUGAUAGAUUGGUGGCUGUGUUAAAGGAAUGUGGGCUAAAGCCAGAUGCUUUUUUGUACAAUACGAUUAUGAAAGGUUACUGUUUGUUGAAUAAAGGUAUUGAGGCUGUUAGGAUUUAUAAACAGAUGAAAGAGGAAGGAGUGGAGCCUGAUCUUGUUACAUAUAAUACUUUGAUUUUUGGGUUGUCAAAGUGCGGGAGAGUUAGUGAAGCUAAGAAGCUUUUGAAAAUUAUGGUUGAAUCAGGCCAUUUUCCUGAUGCAGUUACAUACACCUCAUUGAUGAAUGGGAUGUGUAGAGAAGGGGAUGCAUUGGGUGCGGCAGCGUUGUUGGAGGAGAUGGAAUUGAAAGGAUGUAGUCCAAAUUCGUGUACUUAUAAUACGCUGCUUCAUGGAUUUUGCAAAGGGAGAAUGUUGAAUAAGGGUGUUGAAUUGUAUGGGGUGAUAAAAAAGGGUGGUAUGAAGCUUGAGACAGCUUCUUAUGCUACGUUUGUGAGAGCUCUUUGCAGGGAGGGCAGAGUUGCAGAAGCUUAUGAGGUAUUUGACUAUGCAGUAGAGAGCAAGAGUUUAACUGAUGUAGCUGCUUACACUACAUUGGAGAGUACACUGAAGUGGUUGAAGAAAGCGAGAGAGCAAGGUCUUGCUGUAUAGAUGCUGAAGGAAGAAAGUUCUUGAAGAUGAAAUAAAUGUUAUGCUGACAGAAAGAAAGGGAAUGUUAAAGUUUCUAAUUUCCACAAAAAUUUCUAAUGAUUGGGAAACUGUAAGUAAAUAAAUCAGAAGAUAGGGCAUCAAGCAGGACAGCUUCCUGUUUCUUUGGAAACGAUUAUGCUUGUUGAGAUAGCUUGCACAGUUUUUCCAUUAAUUGAAGUUUGUGUUACCAGCUAAUGACAAUCGCACCUCUGUCCAAGAAGAAUUAAAUCUGGCUCUGUUAAAUUUUAGUCUCAGUGCUCGACUCUCAUUUUGUGUGCAUGUCUCCUAGAACAAUGAUACUGGCUCUCUGUAAAGCCUCGAUGAAGUCCAUGGUUUGACAUUAAUUCUGGGUUCUUCUGUGCACUUAGCUAUAUCUAAUGCUGGUACUUUAAUAUGGCUUCCUUGUUGUUUUUCCAAUAACUGCUUGUUAUCUUUAAAAAGUUGGAUCCAAUUUUGACUCCUUGUUCUUCAAAAUAUCUUUCAAAAUUUCAGAAAAUGUGUUUUCGGCCAUCUGCGCUCCCAUUUUACGAUUCUAAAUGUGUUUUAAAAUC
Molecule: messenger RNA, 2061 nt
Organism: Populus euphratica (Euphrates poplar)
Lineage: Eukaryota; Viridiplantae; Streptophyta; Magnoliopsida; Malpighiales; Salicaceae
Product: Tetratricopeptide repeat (TPR)-like superfamily protein
Exons: 2
Coding region: 83-1471 (462 amino acids)
Molecular function (GO): mRNA binding; protein binding
Source: RefSeq, a predicted model, not a curated record